Molecule: messenger RNA, 1671 nt
Organism: Engraulis encrasicolus (European anchovy)
Lineage: Eukaryota; Metazoa; Chordata; Actinopteri; Clupeiformes; Engraulidae
Gene: ccdc106b
Product: coiled-coil domain containing 106b
Exons: 6
Coding region: 641-1654 (337 amino acids)
Cellular component (GO): nucleoplasm
Source: RefSeq, a predicted model, not a curated record
UGGCAAUAAGUUGGGGACUCGCUGGCCAUGCUUUGAUGGCGCUAUUGUAAAGUUUACGCUUUGGGAACAAGUUGGAAAUGUGUAGCCUAUUGGUAGUGUGAGGUACAUAGGCUAUAACACUUCCCCUGCUGUUCCCCACAUUGUUGGAUUACAUUCGAAACAAGGCACUUUGCGUUGAUUCGUGGACGGUCAAAUAAAAUUAAAAAUGGGAAGGGGUCAGCUUGCUGGUUUGCACGGCUAGGUAGUUUAAAGCUAACAGUUUGUAGCAUGGAUGAUGCCAUUGGCUGUUAACAAUUGGUAGCGGUGUGGAAGCUGCAGGUUAUAUAGUAAUUACUAGGAUGCUGCAUGGACAGUGCGGCCACUACAUUUUAAUUUAGCAUUGCCUAGAUUGGUGCAAGACACGCAUUUGAUUCUGAGCUGGCAAGUAGACUAACCUCACUGAAACCUGUGCACAUUUUUAACAAAUUGUCGCCACACUGGUUGAAACAUUCUUCAGCCUGACUAGUUACUACAUACGCCACCUGUGCUACUAAUUAUAUCAUUGGGUUCCACACUUCGAUACAUUUGUUUCUGUUUGUGUCCUAGAUUGUUGUCUGCCACACGGAUACAUUUUAGAACGUCGGAGAGUGCGACGCACAUCAUGGCUGAUGCCCACUCCAGUACGGGGACCACACCAGACAAGAGGAAAGGGGGCUUUGAAAUAUCCAUUCCCUUCGAGAAUGGCACAAGCAACAACUCCGGUGAUCCAGCAACAAACGGUUCGAAUCCAAACGAGCCACCAUUUGAAGUCUCAUCUAUCAACGUUUCCACAGGUCACCUAAGUGUAGGACAACAGGCGCCGUGCGACUCGUACCUGUUGAUCGCCAACCUGCGCAUGCACCUGCAGAUCUCCCUGGAGAAGAACUCCUGGCAGCAGAAGCGCAUCGAGGACCUGGAGGAGGAGAGAGACUUCCUACGCUGCCAGCUCGACCGGCUCAUCAACAUCACCAAGAACCAGGAGUUCAUUGAGAGGCAAACCGAGUCUCCACAAGGCCUCAUCCCGAACCCUCCAGCCAGUCCCUUCCCGGUCAGGACCGCUCCUCUCCUGCGCUCCGCUGUUGCCCGCCAGCAGCCGAGGCUGAAAAUGCAAGGCAGCAUUCAGGCUGAAGAGUAUGAGGACGUGAUGGAGGAGUACCUGGAGGAAGACGGAUACCUGGAGGAGGAGAUGGUGUCAGAGGACGAUGGAGGCAAGAAGUCCAAGAGGGGGAAGGCUGGAGACAAAACCAGCUCCGGAGGAGGAUGUGUGAAGCGGACACGUCUGUUCCGUAUUAAGCGGGGUAUGGAAAGACAAAGAGUGAAAGACCCCGCAGGUGUCCUGCUGCGCUACAAGAAGAUCCUGGUGACCUACCAGAAGCUGAAGAGCAUGUCCAAGGCCUUCCAGAUGCACGGCGUGGACCGCAACACGGUGGCCUCCACCACGCCCAUCGCCGAGCUGCUGCUGGUGGCGCCCGAGAAGGUGCCCGAGGUGGGCGAGUUCGACCCGGGCAAGGAGAAGCUCCUGGACUACGCGCGGCGCUGCUACAAGGCGCUGGACGAGGAGACGCAGCUCAAGGUGCAGGCCCUGAAGAAGACCCACCUCCUGCUGCCCAUCUCCUACCGCUUCAGGACGGUGUAAAAGGAAGAGAUGGACGA